Messenger RNA from Ornithodoros turicata, 870 nucleotides. RefSeq lists its product as uncharacterized. Bases 1 to 870 code for a protein of 289 amino acids. NCBI's taxonomy places the organism in Eukaryota, Metazoa, Arthropoda, Arachnida, Ixodida, Argasidae. The transcript has a single exon. The record is from RefSeq and is a predicted model, not a curated record.
AUGCCUCACCAUGCCGUAAUUAGGAGGGACCGUGAAACAACGGAAGUUCGUAUCGUCUUCGAUAUCAGUUCUAAAGCUCCCGGGACGGAAUCUCUGAAUGACCUUUUGGACCCUGGAGCCAACCUCAAUCCUGAUAUUGUGCAACUCCUGCUGAUGUUCCGAUCUUUGGAAAUUGCCAUGAGUGCUGAUAUUGCAAAGGCUUUCCUGCAGAUUCUCCUCGACAGUCCUGACAGAGAUUUCCUGCGGUUUUUCUGGUACAGCACUCUACCCUCUACACAAGGAGAGCUACCACCUGUGGAAGUAUGGCGAAUGACUCGUGUACCUCUUUGGCGCAACUUUCCCCUUGGCCCUUUCUUGCUGUCUGCCACUAUUUAUCAUCAUCUGCAGCUGCAGGAGUCCGCCUUCCCGUCGACGAUAGCAAGACUGAAAGAGCGAUUUUAUGUGGACGACCUUCUCACUGGUGCUUGUGAUCUUUACGAGGCCACUCGGGUGUUUGAAGAGACACUUCAGAUCUUCGAUGCUGCCAGCAUGCCUGUGAGCAAACAGAUCACCAAUGCAGGCCCCCUUCAUCAAAUCUUUGUGAACAGAGGUGUCACCAGAACAGCGACAACCGUCAAAGUGCUAGGCGUCACUUGGAACACCAUUGAUGACGAACUUUCAUGUUCCCUAUACUCCGUUCUCGAUUUUUUGAGCGUCAAGAGAGAUACGAAGCGGUAUGUUUCGCAAGGUGUCUCACGGUUGUAUGAUCCCUUCGGAUUGCUUGCACCAUUUACCAUCACCGCCAAUACCCUAUUCCAACGGCUAUGGGAGAAAAAGACUACGUGGGAUCCUCAGCUGACCCCGGAAGACGCACAAGUUUGGAACACAUGA